Messenger RNA from Cataglyphis hispanica, 1784 nucleotides. RefSeq names its product golgin subfamily A member 4. Gene Ontology annotation, cellular component: ciliary basal body; cilium. The record is from RefSeq and is a predicted model, not a curated record. Bases 327 to 1571 code for a protein of 414 amino acids. Lineage: Eukaryota; Metazoa; Arthropoda; Insecta; Hymenoptera; Formicidae. Gene Ontology annotation, molecular function: microtubule binding. The transcript has 5 exons.
UUAAUACUAUUAAUUAUUAUUUUUAUUUGUGUACCUUACAUUUAUCUGUGUAUGUUAUAUAUUCUUGUAGAAUAUAUAUUUGGUUCAUUAUCUUUACUAUGGCAACACACAAACGGAGACAUAUUAAAUCAGAAGUUGACGUUUAAUGUUGUGGAGAUAAUGUUCAGUACAGUUAUGAGAUCGAAUUUAAAAGUUUUUCCGAUUCGAUCUUUAAAUCUCGACUUGACAAUAUGUUUUUGACAUAGUUCAAAAUACAAAGUUGUAAAAAAAAAAGUUCGAUAAGCAUUCUGUGCAAUGAUGCAUAAUUAAUAAAUAAUGAUAUUAAGAUGAUUAGAAGAAAGAAGAGAGGAAAUGAGAAACCGGAAAGGAAAGAAAAGAAAGUGCGGAAAAAGUUUUUGGACGAACACGAAACAUUGUCCUAUGAACAGCAAAUUCUAGACAACAAUAAGCAAUUGUCACGGCUACGAAGUCGAAAUGAAGAACUCGAACACGAGGUAAAAGUUCUAACGAAGAAAUUCGAGCAGUUGAAGGAGGAUCAAUCUGACGUCAUAGCACACUUGGAACGAAACUUGGAGGCAAAGAUAGAAGAAUCUCGAGAGCUGAGCGAACGUUUAUUGGCUUUGGAGGAAUUGCGAAAGCAAGAACAAGCCGAGUAUAAGAAAAAAGAAAGCGAGAUGGAGUUUGAAUAUCGUACUAUGGAGAAUAAUUUAAGCGCGGAGGUGAAACUCGCAGCCGGAAAGUUGAAUGCUUUAGAAGAUUGGAGAUUAGCCCGCUUAGAUCUAAUGAACAAGUUCGAGAUACAAGAGGAGCAAAUCGCGAAACAAGAAGAGUUGCACAAAACGACACUCUACGAAACGGAGAAAUCACUUAUUAUUGCAAAGGCUAAAAUGCAAAAAGAGAUGGAAGAACGGUUAAAGCAGCUCGCUCAGGAAUUUAAAGAGGCGACGAAUAUCCGCAUAGCGAACGUAAUGCGGAACACGGUCAGGAGAAAUAUCGCGUUGAAUCACGAACUGAACACGAUGCUGAAGGUCUGCGAAGACCUGGAAUCGCAGAGCGCGGAGUGCAAAGAUAAUGAUCGCAUGCACAGAUUACAAUCCGAAUUAUUCGAGAUGGGAGCGAAAAUCGCGAUAAACGACGCAAUGAGACAAAAGGAUGUGAUGCACGAGCUUGCCAGGGAACACAUAGACACGAUCCUCGAGUACGGGCGAGUGCAACGAGAAAACGCUAGAUUCAAAAAUUACGAAAUAUUGCUAAGCGAACACAAGAUGAGUUACGAAGCGUCGGAGCAGAAGAUAAAGAUCCUCGAGCGACAAUUGCAAGAAACGAAAAAAGCCAGACAGAAAGUUCUGUCGGAAGUGCGCAUUAAAUGCGAGGAGUUCAAAAAAUUGGAAGAGACUCUGAAGGAAGCCAAACAAUGCGUCCUGGAAGCGUUACAGUUGCAAGAAGAUGUCUGCACGAGCGACAUUUGCGCUUCAUGUGGCGUCGAUACAAAACAGAAGCUUAUUUAUUCGCUUCAAAAUAUCCUGGAAAAGAAUGAUAAUUUCGAUGUAAUCAAAGACGAUAAUUCAUAGGUGAAGUGCAAUACAUCGUCAUAUUUAUAAUAUGCCUUAUGUAUCAUGGAAUAAUUUUAUAUUAUUUAGUUCAUUUUGAUUAUUCAAUACAUGUACGUAUAAUAUUGUCAUAUUAAUUAAAAUUUUAACAAAUGUACAGAUUAAUAUAUUUAAUUUUUGCAAAUAUUUUAUAAAAAUGAUAAUAGAAUAAUAUUUGUAAUAGAAUAUUUUCAA